GCGGGCGGAGGGCGCGCACGCACCAUGGUGGAGUACCGGAUCCGUCCCUACCGCGAGGAGGACUACGAGGCGGUGCGCGAGGUCUUCGCCGCCGGCAUGAGCGAGCACGCGCCGGCGCUGUGCCUGCACGUGCUGCGGCAGCCCUGGGCGCUGCUGGCGCUGGGCUGCACCUUCUGCCUGCUGCUGGCCAGCGCCCGCUCCCUGCUGCUGCCCGUCCUGGCCCUCACCCUGCUGCUGGCGCUGGCCCGGCACCUCCUGGGCUGCGCCUGGAGCACCUACAUCGACCGCUGCCUCGGGGACGACCUGCGGGACAUCGCGGCUGCCUACGCCGAGAGCGCCGGGGCCCGCUUCUGGGUGGCGGAGGCGGACGAGCGGGUGGUGGGCACGGUGGGGGCGCGGCCGGCCGACGACGGCGCCGACGGGGAGCUGGCCUUGAAGAGGAUGUCGGUGCGGAAGGAUUACCGGGGCCUGGGCAUCGCCACGGCGCUGGGCCGCACCGUGCUGGCCUUCGCGCGGCAGCGCGGCUGCCGGGCCGUGGUGCUCAACACGCUGAUGCUGCAGCACGAGGCUCACGCCCUCUACGAGCACCUGGGCUUCCGCCGGCACCGCCGCUACGUCCUGCCCACCGUCUACGGCCGCCUGGCCAACUGCACCAUCACCACCUACCGCUACGACCUGUCCGGCGCGCCCUGA
This is a messenger RNA of Gavia stellata (red-throated loon), 693 nucleotides long. Its product is annotated as probable N-acetyltransferase camello. Gene Ontology annotation, molecular function: N-acetyltransferase activity. The record is from RefSeq and is a predicted model, not a curated record. The transcript is spliced from 2 exons. NCBI's taxonomy places the organism in Eukaryota, Metazoa, Chordata, Aves, Gaviiformes, Gaviidae. Bases 25 to 693 code for a protein of 222 amino acids.